AUGGAAGAGAAGGAUGAUUCCCAGAGACUUCUGGAAGGCUUCAGCUCCAAUGAGAAAGCGCGUACACGCACAAAAAGUAAAGCAGAGCCCUAUACCUCAAAAGAGGAAAUGGUAUCGGAGGAAAAUGAGUCUCCUCUGAACAGUAACAUCACAGCAUUUGCGUUAAAGGCAAAAGUCAUCUAUCCAAUCAAUCAGAAAUUUAGGCCUUUGGCAGAUGGCUCAUCCAAUCCGUCUUUGCACGAGAAUCCAAAGCAGACUGUUCUGCCUAAUCAAGUAAUGGAAACAUCCACUUCAGGCAGCCUGGGCUCCCUCAGCCAGGGAGACAAGGAGGACUGCAGUUCCUCCACGACAAUUCAUUCCUCAACCAGUGACGACAGGUUUCAGGCUCGGACCUUCCUCAAGGUGACCUGCUUCCCUGAAGUGCUGACUUGCGAGAGUUUUGAUGUUAAGCUCUGCCUCUGCAGUCUUCUUUUAAAAGAUCUUAUGCUUCUUGAUACUGAACUCAGAAAAGAAAAACAUGUGAUAUUUACUCAAGUUCUCAAAAUAUACCUCACAGAUUUUUAUCAUAAAAAGAAGAUUACUGAUGAUUUGUUCAAGAAGAUCCUUUUAAUUCAGGAAAACGAUUUUGAAGAAUUACAGAAACAACUUGACUCUAGACUCCAGAAUACUGAGACGUCAGGAGCCCAUAAUUCAGAGUACCAGACCCUAGAAGACUUAGAAAGAAAAGAAAGGGAAUACUCUGAGCACAUAAUAGAUAAUAUGGAAGCUUUCUGGAAGCAGGCUGACAAAGCCCAGCAGUUUCUUUUGGACCAGUCAAAAUGCUCAAAUGCCAGAGCAAUGAAGAUAACUGUGGAUCUGACUGAGAGGAUGAUUGCAGUAGAAGGGUUAUUAAGUGAAUCUCAGGAUUUGCAUGCAAUGGACAUUCAGGAAAGAUUAUUUAACUGGGAGCUUAUGGUAAAAAUGGUUGAUUCACUGAAGUUGCAUAUACCAGAAGAGUGCAAGUGUAGAUUAAAUACUGUAUCAAAUAUUCUGGACCAUUUAACUGUAAAGAAUAAUCUCUCAGUCCGACAAAAGGAAGAACUUUUAACAGACCUGCACAAGGCCUUCUGGGAACAACUAGCACAUUUCAGUAACGAAUGUAUCCAGCAGAGUAAAGACCUGAUCCUGAAACGGCUGGAGUGCCGUGCAAAGAAGAGAGAAGAGUUCAAACACAGACAGAAAGCUGAACAAGGGAAUCUCCUCAGUAAAACUUUUCGUACUGAAGACCUUCAUGAUUUUCUUAAGGCUUACCAGGAACUGUUAGAGAAGCAUCGGCAGAUACAGUGGGACCUGGAAGAGGAAGACGACUGUGAGAGCGCAGAGGCUAUUGCUGAUCUCUACAAGGAGCUGCACUCUAAAGCUUCCCAUGCUUUAGCGGAGUUGGUGAAGGAGCUGUUUCUUCAGACCCUUCCAAUUGUGACCGGCCUCUCUGUAAGAGAAUGUGAACUUUUGAAAGAGGAAUGGCAGGCGAAUUUGGUCCCUCAGCUGGAGAAAUGGGACGCCCACUGCCAGAGACGCUGGAAGCUUUUCCAGGAACAGCUGCUGCAAGAGAAAAAGCUGUGGCUAAAGGAGUAUGCUCUGUCUGCUGUGAUACAAAAACACCUGUCUGAGAAACAAGAGAAGAUUAUUCAAGGUGUGGUAAGCAGACUAGGAGGCCUCAGUGAUGAAUCUGUGCACUAUAUAUUGCAAAAACACAGGCUUCUGCUGUGUUCAGUACUCAGAAGGGUAACUCUCCGAAACAUUGGGAUGGCUACUCUGACCUGCAUGAGGAUGUCCAGGAAGAAGAGCUUGCUUCAGGAGCUAAGGGAGCAGCAUGUCCUGCAGAAGAGUUCCUCCCACUGCCAAGAUGAAGAUCAGUGGCAGCUACAAAAAGCAGUGGAGUCUCACAUUGUGGAAGAGGAAGAGAAGCUCGAGGAAGAAACGCAGCAAACACAUUUAGAAUUUCACCAGCAGUUAGUCACUGAAAUCCAAGAGGCUCUUCAUUUUCUUCAGCCAGAGAGACUGCUGGAAACAGCUGUAGAAAGUGUGUAUGGGACCAGCAAUAAUAUCAGUAGACUGGUGCAAAACUACUAUCAGCAAUUAGGAAAAAUCACAGAAGAUUAUGAAGGGAAAAAACUUCAACAAUUGAAAUCCUUGCAAGCAGAAAGAGGUGAAAGGAGCAGACUUAGAAAGAAACAAGAGAAUGAACAGGUAUUGAAAGAAAAACUGAACAAAGGCCUCCUGGAUGCAUCGUCUGCAGUCCAUCAAAGAAUGGCGCUGCAGCAAAAGAAGGUUUUGGCUCAGUUUGAACUGCAGCAGCAGAUUCGUCUGGACUGCCUGAAACAGAAGAUGCUGGGAUUGCAUCAGCUAGAAACUGAGUUGGAGACUCAGCUCCAGGAAGCAGAGCAGGACUUUGUCACAGAACUAGCUACGCUGGCCCGCGUUCCACUCCCCAUGAAGCAGCAGCUUUCCAAAAGGAGCAAGCCAACAGGGGUAAAAAUGAACUCAAAAAGAAAGACCUUUCAGUCUCCAGAAUCAGAAGACAAAGGCGAUUCUCAUGAAAAUAUUCGGGAGCCCCCUGGACAGGCUUCUGGCUUAUGCAGAGAUAAAUUGCAGAGUUCACAUGAAGGGGAGACUGAGCCAAGGAAAAACUCAAAGAUGCUAAAGAAAAGAGGCAACAGGUAGUAAAAAUAUUUACAUGAGCUGUCUGAACACAGAGUACCAGAGCGUUCUUCUGGCUGAUCUCAGCAGCUGUAAAUACUUACUGAGCUGGUUUACUGAGGAACAAUGAAGAACGUCAGUAAUAACCGAGAAAUCUUCUUUAGCUACAGACCAAAAAAUCAAUCAUGUGUGCCUUUGGCCGUUAAUGAAACAUUCUCACUUGAUUUUGGUAAGGAGGAACAAGGAAACCUUUCAUAUAAGCUCUUCCAGAUUACUGAGGGAACACGGAGGUAGUUUUAGAUGAGGAAUAUACCUGAGGAAAGGGUGCUUGUAGCAAUACAGAUCUACACUAGACUCGUUGCCAAUGUUGGUAUAUCCCAGGAAGGUUUCUUUGCAAUAGUGAUGUACCAUAUGCUUUUGAGCCCAAAUGUGGUAGGUCUGGUCUUAAUAUAUUGAUCACUGCUUUGGACUUAAAAAAAAGAGUGAGAAAGGUAAAGAAUAUUUAAAUAGACUUCGGAAGUCAGUGGUGCAACAAAACUGAAACUGAAUUUGGUCUCUCUAUUCUAUUUUAAUGCUUCUCAGGCUAUACAUGCUUUUUUAAAAUUUGUACAAAGAUUUUGUCAAUGUAUUUCCCUAUGCUUGUCUCGAAUUGCAAGUUAUUGUUAGAGAGAAUGAGACAAAACCUGUUUACUGUUUCUUUUUUUACACUUUGCUUCCUAUUCUUCCUAAACUCUUUGUUUUCAUAUAUUUUGUUAUGCUCAUUGUGUUUCUUAUGGGUAAUUUUGUUGUUAUGCAAAGCAGCUCAUUCUUACUGGCUGUACAGAAUGUCUGUAUAAAGUAAUAAAUUACAUCACUUAAGCAA
Struthio camelus australis is the source of this 3541-nucleotide messenger RNA. The record is from RefSeq and is a predicted model, not a curated record. Lineage: Eukaryota; Metazoa; Chordata; Aves; Struthioniformes; Struthionidae.